Pelodiscus sinensis (Chinese soft-shelled turtle) is the source of this 1901-nucleotide messenger RNA. NCBI's taxonomy places the organism in Eukaryota, Metazoa, Chordata, Testudines, Trionychidae. The record is from RefSeq and is a predicted model, not a curated record.
CACCCUGCUGCCAGGCAGCUGAGAGCCUGUAGAAAAACAGAGGUGUGAAGCUACAUCUUCACGGUAGACCAUGCCCUGAGGCCUGCUUGGCGAGUCUCCCUCCACUGGCAGGCAGUGCCCUCACAGUGAGUUGCAGACCACUGCUCCCUGCUUGCUUGUUGGGGAAGUCAGCAUGCUGCUCUGGGCCUCACCUUUCUGCACAGGAGCACGCAGUGUUUUGCGCACACACCCCUUCCAAAGCGGCCCAGGUGCUAACGCGCUGUCCUCUCCCACCUCUGUUCUUAGUGAAGUUCAUGCGGGAAGUGACUCCCUACAUCAAGAAGCCAUCGCUGGUGUCCGAUCUUCCAUGGGACGGGUCGGCUCCCCAGUCACCGAGCCUGAGUGGAAGUGAGGACUCUGGUUCACCGAAGCACUACAAUGGCGCCAAGGACAGGAAAGUGAUCCCUCUGAAAAUGUGUUUUGUAGCCAGGAACUUGAGCAUGCCGGAUCUGGAGAACAGGUUGAUAGAGCUGCACUCUCCGGACAGCAGAAACACCCUGAUCCUGCGGUGCAAAGACACAGUGACCGCGCACUCCUGGUUCACGGCCAUCCACACCAACAUCACGGCCCUUCUGCCACAGGUGCUGGCCGAGCUCAACGCCAUGUUGGGCGCCAACUGUGCCGCCGGAAGCAGCAAGGAGGUCAAACACAUCGCUUGGCUGGCGGAGCAGGCUAGGCUGGAUGGAGGGAGACAGCAGUGGCGGCCCAUCCUCAUGGCUAUGACAGAGAAGGACUUGCUGCUCUACGAUUGUAUGCCCUGGACAAGAGACGCGUGGGCAUCGCCCUGCCACAGCUACCCUCUUGUUGCUACCAGGCUGGUUCACUCUGGCUCCGGGCACAGAUCGCCUUCUCUGGGAUCCGAGCUCACCUUUGCAACGCGGACGGGCUCGCGCCAGGGCGUUGAAAUGCACGUUUUCAGGGUGGAGACGCAUCGGGACCUCUCCUCCUGGACCAGGAUGUUAGUUCAGGGCUGCCAUGCUGCUGCCGAGCUGAUAAAGGAGGUGUCCCUAGGCUGCACCCUGAAUGGCCAGGAGGGGAAGCUCACCGUCCAUUAUGAAAACGGAUUCGCUCUCUCCAGGGAGGAGGCAGGCGCCAGCCACACCCAGUUCCUCUACCCCUUUGAGAAGCUCAGAAUGUCGGCAGAUGAUGGCAUCAGGAACCUCUACUUGGAUUUUGGUGGCCCUGAGGGGGAGCUGACCCUGGACCUGCACUCCUGUCCCAAGCCCAUUGUGUUUGUGUUGCACACUUUCUUGUCAGCCAAAGUCACCCGCCUGGGACUGCUUGUGUAAGGCACAGGGUCCCAGCAGCAGUGAAGAGCACCUGCCCUGCCCCAGCAGCAAAAAAGCACAAAGUCCCUCCUGCAGUACCAGUGCCUUGCCAGACUGACUCGUGACAGCAUGGAAGGAAGCUCCUGCCCUCCUUUGACCAGAGCCAGAAACUCCGGCCUCUCCACAGUCCCCUGGAACAACUGGAGCUCUGUCACCUGCCUAGAGGAUGCUGAGGCCAGGCUGCUGCUGGUACUGAGUGCUAAUGGAGGGGAAUGUGGCUCUUGCACUCUCCCUUUCCAGUCACUUCUUGGCCGCCGGCAGCUUGGGAGACUGUCCUUCCCGACGCCCCUGGGAUUGGAUCGUGGUCCCGAAGACUCGGCAAAAAGCCGAGCAUCUGGCCCUCGCGGCGGCAAGGAGAGAGCCGUUGGCAUGGGCUGCGGUGGGGAGCUGCUUAGGGCAGGAACUAGAACCGAUCCCUGUGAAGCCAUUUUUAUCGUUACCAAGUGUGCCUUUGGCGUAAGGGGGUGGAGACAAGGCGCUGCUGGCUCCCGAAGAGCCCCGGCCUCACCUGGGGAGAAGGGAGUCGCUACCGAG